Papaver somniferum (opium poppy) is the source of this 993-nucleotide messenger RNA. RefSeq lists its product as uncharacterized. Bases 1 to 993 code for a protein of 330 amino acids. The transcript is spliced from 4 exons. Lineage: Eukaryota; Viridiplantae; Streptophyta; Magnoliopsida; Ranunculales; Papaveraceae. The record is from RefSeq and is a predicted model, not a curated record. Gene Ontology annotation, molecular function: zinc ion binding.
AUGAUUUACUUGGACGCUACUUUCCUUACUGGUAGAUACAGGGGUACUCUUAUGGAUGCUACAUGUAUCAAUGGAAACAAUGAGUUUUACCCAUUUGCUUUUGCUAUUGUUUCUUCUGAAAACAAAGAUAAUUGGUUUUAUUUUCUGGAGAAUCUUCAACAUGUUGUCGAUGGUCGUCCGAUUGUUUUCCUUAGUGAUGCGAAUUCGAAGCCCGUUCUUGAUUUGUUUUACAAAGCUGCGUACUCUUACACACCAUCAAACUUUGAAGAAGAUUUGAGGGGAAUGCAUGCAAUUGGAGCUGGACAUGUUGCUAACUAUAUCAGGACUAUUCCAAAGCAGAAAUGGGCAAAUGCGUUUUUCCCUGUAUGCAGAUAUGGUGCUCACUCUUCAACUCUUGCCGAGUCCUUUAACAACUGGGUUCUUCCUUUCAAAAAAUUUCCUGCUUUUGUUCUUCUCGAUGCGAUACAUUUGAAGGUUAUGGAGAAAAUGUCUGAGAGAAGGAUACUAGGUCUGGAAACAUUCAACACUAGGCUCACUCCUGAAUAUGAGGCUUUACUAAAGGAAAACAUCGACAUUGGUCGUACUUGGACUGUUGUUCAGUCCAUGGAAAGAUUGUAUGAAGUCAGGUCUUCCGGGGCUCAUUUUGUAGAUCUAUUGCAGAAAACUUGUACAUGUCACAGGUGGCGAGUGAAUGGUUUUCCUUGUGCGCAUGCUUGUGCUUCCAUUAAAGCUACUAGAGAAGACAUCUAUUCAUUUGUUGAUCCAUACUUCACCACCGAAUGGUACAACAGGACAUACCAGGAGAUCAUCUUGCCAAUCCCCAAUUACGACAAGCCACAGUCUUAUGAUCCUAGUGAUAGGGUUAUUGUUCCUAUUCCCGUUCCUCCACCGGGUAGACGAAGAACACAGAGCUUCAAGAAUGCAUAUGAGAAGCAAAAGACGAAAAUGAUGUGUACCACUAUGUACACCUUGGUGUACAAUGGAUGCUUCUAG